This is a messenger RNA of Dentiscutata erythropus, 1179 nucleotides long. NCBI's taxonomy places the organism in Eukaryota, Fungi, Glomeromycota, Glomeromycetes, Diversisporales, Gigasporaceae. The record is from the annotation of a GenBank genome assembly.
AUGCUCGAUGAACAUUUUCCAAACUCUUUGAUUGCUCGGUAUUAUGGUGUUAAUGUUGUUCAUUCAAAUGGAGACAUUUGGAAACGACACAGGCAUAUAUGUAAUCCAGCAUUCAAAUCUUUGCCAAUGCACUUUAUUGUUGAUACCGGAACCAAGUUGAUGAAUAUUUUAGAAAAAAUAGACAAUAAGCCAAUUGAUGUUAGGGAUCUUAUGCACAGAUUCGCUUUGGAUGUUCUUGGCAAAGCCGCUUUUGAAAUUGAUUUUAACAAUCUUGGAGACCCGAGCAACAUUUAUGUAACAGCAUACAAUAAAGUUCAAGAAGACAUUAGAAAUCCAUAUUUUAUUUAUUUUCCGAUACUUAAUUAUAUUCCAUUCCUAAACAAGCAACGUUUUAAAAGAGUAGAAAAAUUGGAUAAUUUAUUUGAUAACAUUGUUGAAAAGAAACGCGAGGCCUUGGCUAAUGGAAAUACUGAAAAUAAUCGGGGGGAUCUUUUAGAUUUAAUGCUGAAAGCUUGUGAAGAUUCUGAGAAUCAGAGAUUAACAAAUAUUGAAUUAAGGCAUAAUUUGGGAGUUUUUAUGCUUGCGGGUCAUGACACAACUGCGAGUUCUUUAGCAACGGUUUUAUAUCUUUUAUCAGCUUAUAAAGAUGUUCAACGAAAAGCUCGAGAAGAGAUCUUAAGGGUACUUGGUGAUGAUUUAACACCGUCUACAGAUCAACACAAAUCGUUGAAAUAUUUGAACAUGAUUCUUUUCGAAAAUCUUAGAUUAUAUCCACCAAUUGCAAUCUUACCAGCACGUGUAACAACAAAAGAUAUAGAAUGCCGUGGCAAUGUAAUUCCCGCUGGCGAAUGUAUUCAAUUAUUUAUAUAUGGAAUCCAUCAUUCGUCAAAGAUUUGGAAAAAUCCGGAGGAGUUUAUACCUGAGAGAUUUAAAAAUGGACUGCAUGAAUAUGAAGAGCUUGGCUCCUGGUUCGGUUUUGGUGGUGGAUCCAGAAAGUGUUUGGGAUAUAACUUUUCCAUGAUUGAGCAAAGGAUUGUGCUAUGCUUAUUAUUACGUAAAUACGAAAUUUCAUUACCGCCAAACAGCAUACAUAAGGAUGGGUUAAAAAUUGACGUGGCAUAUUCUGGAACUAUGUCGCCACUUCCAGUUGAACUUAUAUUCAAAAGAAGAAGCGAAUAA